CCCCCCGUGCCAGCUAUCCCGUCGGUGUUUGCCAGUGCGGAGGGUUCGCAGCUCAGGAAGGAGGAGGCCCGAGGAACAGGAGUCCAGCCAAAGAACUGCCCUCUGACAGAGACCUCCUCACCAGGGCUUCUGAACAGAUGCAGAAGAACCCAGAAAGGAGCAGAUCUUGAUUUGCCACACCAGCAGCAGUUCUUCAAACCUUUGCCUAGAGAGCGCCAGACUUGGUGAUGUCGCCGCAUCCAGAAGCCAUCACAGAUUGUGUGACACUGAACGCUGUGGGCCAACUUGCCGAAGGUGGUUGUCCUCUCCGCUUCUCCACACUCUUCGAGGAGCAGCAGAACAUGAACAUAUCUCAGGAAUCAGUGUCAUUCAAGGAUGUGACUAUAGAAUUCACCCAGGAGGAGUGGCAGCAAAUGGCCCCUGUUGAGAGGAAUCUGUACAGAGAUGUGAUGCUGGAGAAUUACAGCCACCUCGUCUCAGUGGGGUACUGCCUUUUCAAACCAGAGGUGAUCUUCAAGUUGGAGCGAGGAGCAGAGCCUUGGUUGUCAGAGGAGGAAUUCUCAAACAAGAGUCACCCAAAAGAUUACAGAGGUGAUGACCUGAUCAAGCAGGACAAGAACAUCAAAGACAAACACUUGCAGCAAGUAAUAUGUAUCAAUAAUAAAACAUUGACUAGAGAGGAAGAGAAAGUUUUAGGGAAACCAUUUACUCUGCAUGUAGCUGCUGUUGCUUCAACAAAAAUGUCCUGCAAAUGUGACUCAUGGGGAGUGAAUUUGCAAAGUAUUUCUGAAUUUAUCAUUAAUAAUAGAAACUGUUCAACAAAGAAAGUAGAUUGCUGUAAUCUAUGUGAGAAUUCACCUUUCAAAAUUAACUUUGAGAAAACUCAGACUGGGGAGAAAUUUUAUGAACAUAAUAAAAAUAUGAAAGCUCUCAGUUAUAAUGAAAAUCUUCCCAAGCAUUCAAAGUUUCAAACUUUGGAGCAAGCUUUUGAAUGUAAUAAAAUUGGAAAAGCCUUUAAUGAUAAGGCUUGCUGUGUUAAACAUAAGAAUCCUCACACAGGAGAAAAAUCCUGUAAAGAUGAUGAAUUUAGGAAAAAAUGUGAUAAGACAACUCUCUUUGACCACAGGAGAACUGGCACAGGGGAGAAACAUCCUCAUCUUAAUCAAUACGGGAAAUCCUUUGAGAAGUCAACUGUGGAGGAAUAUAAUAAAUGUAACAUGGGUGUGAAAUAUUAUGAAUUAAAUUCAAGUGGAAAUAAUUUCAACACAAAGCCACACCUCACUGAACCUCAGACAACUGUCACAGAAGAGAAUCCAGUGGUAUGUAGUGACAGAACAGAGAGUUGGGUUAAAUCCUCUGAAUAUCAUGAAAAUAAGAAAUCCUACCAGAUAUCAGUUCACAGAGUUCACCAGAGAAGUCACUUGAAGAUAAAACCCUAUAAAUGUAAUGAAUGUGGGAAAUCCUUCUGUCAGAAAGGACAUCUCAUUCAACAUCAGAGAACUCACACAGGAGAGAAACCAUUUGAAUGUAGUGAAUGCAGAAAAACUUUCUCCCAGAAGUCACACCUCAGUACUCAUCAGAGAAUUCACACAGCAGAAAAACCCUAUAAAUGUAAUGAAUGUGGAAAAACAUUUGUCCAGAAGUCAACCCUCAGGGGACAUCAAAGAAUUCACACAGGAGAGAAACCCUAUAAAUGUAGUGAAUGUGGGAAAACUUUUGUUCAGAAGUCUACUCUCAGAGAUCAUCACAGAACUCACACAGGGGAGAAAUCCUUUCAGUGCAAUGAAUGUGGAAAAACAUUUGGCCAGAAGUCAAACCUCAGAAUACAUCAGAGAACUCACACUGGGGAGAAAACUUACCAAUGUAACGAAUGUGAAAAAUCCUUCUGGCGAAAAGACCAUCUCAUUCAACAUCAGAAGACUCACACAGGAGAGAAGCCAUUCAAAUGUAACGAAUGUGGGAAAACUUUUGCCCGGACAUCAACCCUCAGAGUGCAUCAAAGAAUUCACACUGGGGAGAAACCAUUUAAAUGUAAUGAAUGUGGGAAAAAGUUUGUCCGGAAAGCAAUCCUUAGUGAUCAUCAGAGAAUUCACACAGGGGAGAAACCCUUUCAGUGUAGUAAAUGUGGAAAAACUUUUGGCCAGAAAUCAAACCUCAGAAUACAUCAAAGAACUCACAGUAGGCAGAAAUCUUAUGAAUGCAAUGAAUAUGGGAAAUUACAUAAGAAGUCAACCCUAAGCGUAUACCAGAAAAUUCAGGGAGAGGGGAAUCCCUAUUGAUGUAAUAACUGGGAAAUCCUUUCGACAAAAAGAUUACCCCUUUUGACAUCAGAGAUACACAAGAAACCAAUUGAGGGUAGUGAAUGUAAGAAGGCAGUCCCAGAAAUAAACCCUCACAGUGAAUCAGAGAAUUCACUUAGGAGAGAAACCAUAUGAAGAUGAAUGCAGGAAGAAUUGUGUCCAAAAGGCAACCUUCAGAGGCGUUUUUGUUUCUUUUCAGAGUCCUAUGGAUAGGCCUGAAUGAAGUCAUACCCUAUUAGAUAGUUCUCACACAUCACACAGGCUGGUAGUCUGUUCACCAGUACCAAUUUCACUUUAUUGCAGGCACAUAACUAGUCCAAAUUUCCCAAUCUCCUUUUCGUCCAAGUGGGUCUUUGUGACUAGCUACCAGGUUGUGGAUGUCCAUGAUGUAUAUCACAUCCCAGUCUGAAAAAUAAGAGACUUCCCUAACUUAACUACCAGGGUCCUAUCACAACAACAAAAUGGAUAUGAUUUCUAGGACAAACUUGGUGCUGUGCUUUACUGAAGCAAAGUACGAGAUAAAGAAGUCAGUGUGCCUGAAUGAAUAUAUGCAGCAAAAUUCUCCUUUUCCGCAUCUUUCCCAGUUGAACAUUAUGUAAGUAAAAAUUAAGUUUGUACAGUAGUCCCCCCUUAUCUGCAUUUUCACUUUAUGCAAUUUCUAUUAGCCAUGGUCAACUGCACUUUAAAGUUAUUAAAUGGAUCCAGAAAUAAGCAAUUUCUACAUUUUAAA
This is a messenger RNA of Cebus imitator (Panamanian white-faced capuchin), 3030 nucleotides long. It is a transcript of the gene ZNF510, whose product is annotated as zinc finger protein 510. The coding region runs from base 228 to 2279 and encodes 683 amino acids. The record is from RefSeq and is a predicted model, not a curated record. Lineage: Eukaryota; Metazoa; Chordata; Mammalia; Primates; Cebidae. Gene Ontology annotation, biological process: regulation of DNA-templated transcription. The transcript is spliced from 6 exons.